AUGUCACGGACAGUUGAGAGGUGCCCCCGCGAUUCGCAGGAACCCAUGCAACAGAGGAAGCUCCCUCCGAGAUCUCAGUGCCUUAUUGUUGUCAAUCUUCCGGAGGCCGGGGCCACUACUGCCCAGGCUCGCCUGGACCACGACCUGCAGCUGCUGAAGUCGCACAUGAUUACCUUGUUUGAUGGCGACGAGGUGGAACCAGCAGCAUUGAUCAGAGUAAAAGCGGCAUUCAAGCAUUGA
Molecule: messenger RNA, 240 nt
Organism: Echinostoma caproni
Lineage: Eukaryota; Metazoa; Platyhelminthes; Trematoda; Plagiorchiida; Echinostomatidae
Source: the annotation of a GenBank genome assembly